AUGGACGAGAGGCAGGACCCGCCACAAAGAGAAAAGGAGGAUGGAGAGGCCGUCCCACCCGUCGACGCCGAAGCCCUCGACGAGAAGCCAAGGGCCGCUCUGCACUCAGACCAGAAACCGAAACCGGGCCCACACGAACGAUAUUCUCUCGAUGUCGGCAGGAAGCCUGACCUGGCCAACCAAACCAAAACUGAGAGAUCGCACAGUUUGCCAGCUCUCAACGAUCAGCCUCAGCAACCACAGUCGCCGCCUCCGACCCAUGCCUCUACCAGUGGCAACGCUUCACGCCAGAGACCAGUGCGGUCCAGCGCUGAAUUCGACAGACGUUUUGACGGGCCCUACGCAAGGCCCAGCAUAUCUAUCGCACGGCGCAAGUCGUCUCACCAGGCCCGCCUUGACGCCGAGCAGGUCGUUGAGGCCGUCGAGGGCCAAGACCACCAGGGCUCGGAUGCCUCGGCCGCAUCCGGCGCGGCGCCGCGGGUGCUCGAGCCCAGGCCGCCGCCUCUCAACUACACCCUGCACACGCGGUACUGGGCCAUUUUUAUCUUCUGGUUCUUCAUCAUAUUCGACUCCGUCGUCAUGCCCAUCGCCUUGUACUUUGGCUUGUGGUACGGCGUCGGCCCCGGGAGCGUAAAAGAGGGAGAGGAGUCGACCAUGUCCGCCAACACCGUCUACACUGUUGUCACAGCCGCCAUCGGGGGUGCUAGUAUCCUUGAGUACUUUGUGCGGUUCUGGAGGCUGUGGAAGAAGGACAGCGUUUGCCGAGUCAUCGGUGCGCAUAGAUGGUAUCUCGAUGCCUUCCACUGGAAUUACACCCUGGCUUGGCUUAUCAUCAUGGUUGAGUUGAUAGUCGGCACUGUCCAGGAGUGGCCACCAAUCCGACUGGUCGCUAUGCCAUUGACCACGAUGCUCUACACUUUCGGCACCGAGAUGCUCAUCGUCGAUAUCCUCCGCGUAUUCCGCAUCCCUGCUCCUUUUCGUCUGUCAUCCAUCCCGAAAGGUGCCCAGUUGCGACCGUGUGUGUACACUCUCAUCGAAGACAUAUGCGCAGUGGAUGGCUCUGGAGGGACGGACUUUCGGGAGGCUCUGAAUAGGAGGUACGAAGCGAGCCACAUUUUCCGCACGAUGCUGCGGCGGCUGGGAGUUUUCUGGGCUGUUGGAGCUCAGGCCAUGGCGGUCGUCUGCACCAUUCUCAUCUUCACGGUCAGCGAAGAUGCAGCCUAUGCUAUCGGCUGGUCGGUACCCUUUGGAUGGGCUGGAGUGUGGGCGGCGGCUACCAUCUGGUAUGUGAAGAGAGAAUUAAAGAGAGAGAAGGCCCAUUGGAUCGCCGAAGCAUCAAAGAGCACAGCCUGA
Messenger RNA from Diaporthe batatas, 1353 nucleotides. RefSeq lists its product as uncharacterized. Bases 1 to 1353 code for a protein of 450 amino acids. The record is from RefSeq and is a predicted model, not a curated record. The transcript has 2 exons. NCBI's taxonomy places the organism in Eukaryota, Fungi, Ascomycota, Sordariomycetes, Diaporthales, Diaporthaceae.